AUGUAUGAAACAAUUCGACCAAAAGUCUUACAUACAGCUGUUAAAUAUCUUGUUCAACAAGAACUCUAUAAAGAUGAAGGUAUUGUUAUAUCUAAUGACUGGAUUAAAGAGUAUCCCAAUGAAAAAGAAAAUUUCAUAGUCAAAAACGAAGAUAAAAAGUUUAAUGAAACUGAAAAUACGGGAGAAGACUCUGAUCAUGAUGAUAAUUGGAAUGGAAGUGACGAUAAACCAAUUAAUCCAGUAGUUACUGGAACGUUGUUGAAUGAUGAGACCGAGGAUCAAAAUGAUAUUGCUAUUAAAUUUGCUCCAGGAGAGAAUAACAGACCGAUAUCUGUUCUAAUGGAUUUGAAAGUCGAUGAGCUAACAUUUCCAAAAAUCUAUUGUGGAAAACAACGAAAAAUUAAAGAAAAUGUCAAACUAACGUACGCUAAAAUUGCUAAAUCAGAAUUAAGAAUGUUUGAUAGAAGAUGUGGUAGAGUAUUAAAACUCUUUUUCACAUAUAAGAAACUACAAACGAGAAAAUUCGUUGAUGCUAUUUCAAUAAAUUUGCGAAAAACAAAAAAUACGAAAAACGUAACUGUUACACAAAUGCUUAAUCGAGAUUAUGUAAAUGGAUUAAUACAUAAUGAUGAUGCUUUUACAUUCUUGAGAUUUGAUCGAUCUUCACCAGCAUUCUGGGAACUAAAAAAGAAAGAACUUAUGGCCAUGAAUAGGCAAUUAGAAUGUGCAACAAUAUUUUUAACAUUAUCAGCAGCUGAAACACAGUGGUCAGAACUUCUUGUCAUAUUGACUAAAGUGUUAGAAAAUAAAGUAAUAACAUUAGAAGAAGCACAAAAUUUGAGCUAUGAGAAGAGAUGCGAAUCGAUAAGACAAGAUCCGGUAACAUGUGUUCGCUAUUUUGAACAUAAAUUAAAAUGUUUAUGGGAAAUAUUAUCAGCUCCUUGUGGUCCAUUUCAAGGAUAUGAAUUAGUAGACAAAUAUGUCAGAACUGAAUUUCAAGCUCGUGGUUCACCACAUGUUCAUGCUUUAUUAUGGUUAAAGAAUGCUCCAAAAUAUGACAAAAAUAAUCCUGAAUCAAUUGAAAGAUGUGUAGAAUUUAUUGAUAAAUUGAUUUCGGUUAGCUCUCAGCCAACGGAGUGUUCUAAAGAACUUAUCAGUUUACAACGUCAUAAGCACUCACAUACUUGUAAACAACAUGUAAACGGUUGUAUAAUAAGUCGUUUUGGUAUUCCAUAUUUUCCGAUGAGUAAAACGAUGAUAUUAGAACCAUUUAGUGAUGAUGAAAAGCUCUCUAAAAAAGAACGUGAAGAGAUAAGUAAGAGUAGACAGAAUGUAAAAGAAGAACUCGAUAAAAUAUCAAAAGAUAAAGAUACUUCAUUAACUUUUGAAGACUUUUUGAAAAAAAUUAAUAUGAAUGAAGAACAGUAUAUUAAAAUGAUUCGAGCUGGAUUGAAAAAGGCGAAAGUAUUCUUAAAACGUGCUCCAAAUGAGACCCAAAUCAAUGCAUACAAUCCAAUGAUAAUGUCAUUGCACAGAGCAAAUAUGGACAUUCAAUAUAUUCUUGAUCCUUAUGCAUGCUUAAAGUACUGUGUUGAAUACAUCAACAAAUCUGAAAAUGGAAUGUCCAAGCUUCUAAGGGAAGCAUUGAACGAGCUAAAAAAAGGCAAUCAUACAGUCAAAGAGUGUCUUAGAGUUAUUGCAAAUAAGUUUUUGAAUUCAAGUGAAAUUUCAGCACAAGAAGCUGUUUACCAUAUUUUAAGUAUUCCACUUUCCGUCAGUAGCAGAAGUACUGUAUUUAUUAAUACAAAUAGACCCGAAUAUAGAAUUUCUAUGCUCAAAUCAGAUGAAAUUCUUCAGAAACUGAAGCCUGAUUCAAAAGAUGUUUUUGUUGAAGGUUUAAUUGACAUGUACAUUAAUAGACAAGACGAAAUGAAAGAUGUUUGUUUGGCUGAUUUUGCUUCCUUAUAUAAUGUAUCAAAGAGAAAAACAGAUAAUGCUUCUAUUACGGAGAAUUCUGAUGAUGAAGAUGUUACUGAAAAUGAAAAUGAUGAAAAAGCUACUGCUUUCCGAAUGAAAAAUGGAAAAGGUUGGAUCAAAAAAAGAACAAAGAAAAAAAUAAUAAGAUACAGAUAUUUUAAGCUACACCAAGAUCCUGAAAACUACUACAGAGAGCAGUUGAUGCUUUUUCUACCAUGGAGUAAUGAAGAAGAAGAAGACCUUCUUUCUAUAAACCAUGAAGAGACAUUUGAAUUACAUAAAGAUUUAAUUCAACAGAAAAGAUCUGAAUAUGUUCACCGUGAAGCCAGUGAAUUUGAAAAAGCUUUUGAGGAGCAUAUGGAAAGAGAAAAUGAGAGCGAUAUUGAUGAUACAAAUAUUGAAUAUGAUCAAGAGAAGAAUGAAUUCCUCAUUUAUGAAAUAGGAAACAAUGAAGGUGAUAUCUUUGUUGAAAUGGGACUAAAGACCCAAACUGAAAAAGUUGAGAAUUUUAAUGUUCCAAAGUAA
Messenger RNA from Adineta steineri, 2502 nucleotides. Lineage: Eukaryota; Metazoa; Rotifera; Eurotatoria; Adinetida; Adinetidae. The record is from the annotation of a GenBank genome assembly.